Molecule: messenger RNA, 4672 nt
Organism: Phasianus colchicus (ring-necked pheasant)
Lineage: Eukaryota; Metazoa; Chordata; Aves; Galliformes; Phasianidae
Gene: PLPP7
Product: phospholipid phosphatase 7 (inactive)
Cellular component (GO): nuclear envelope
Molecular function (GO): sphingosine-1-phosphate phosphatase activity
Source: RefSeq, a predicted model, not a curated record
CUCCUUCCCUCUCUCCUUCCCUCCUGCCUUCCACCCUUCCUCCCUUCCUUCCUUCCCUCCUUUUUUUUCUUAACUUAGAUGCAGUGUAUUUUCUCACAGCGUUGCAGGUGAAGGUUUUUCUCUCAGUUGCUCGAUUCACUAAAGGGAUGCUCUCACUUGCCAAACCUGCAGCCCUGGUUCAAGCAAUGGGAACACAAAGCUGCAGCUGGAAUCAGGCAAUGGGGAGAGCCAGAGGCUGCAGUGCUCUGGGUACUGCGCAUAGCUCUAGGGGUCAGUGCCACCCAGCAGAGCUCAGCACCAGGUGUGCACACGUUGGGCAAUAGCUGCUGUGUGCUGAGCAUUGCAUACCCACCUUGAUGCUCUCCUAAAGGGGAAACCCCCUGCACUGAGAGCUAAGAAUGAUUUUGGUAGCUCCGCUCGCAGCGCAGCACGGCUGCUUGGAGCUGAGGAAACUUCUGUUACUCCUUCGUGCCCCACGCUCACUGCAAACUCAGCACCUUGCAACAGCAAACUCAGCAUUUUCCAAUAUCCGUGCACUUCUUGUCUGCCCUCCAGCAAAGAUGGGAGCCACGAGGUGCUUCUGGCGAGGGAAUGCCACGGGCAGGGCAGACUCCUUCUCAGUGCCCCUGCUGGCUCCAAGGUCCUGGGGGGCUCCUGCCCACGUGUGCCUGGGAGCUCUGCUCCAUCCCCAUACACCUUGCAGCUGGGUGCUGCCCUUCCCAGCAGGGCAUGGGUAGGGUGUGCACCGGAGACCUUUGUGCCAAUGGUGUGGCAGGGAGUGGAAUUAUUGCAAUGUAUUGUUAUGGUUUUCUUCCUAUGUUUCUCCAAACAUUGGCUAAAUAUUUACCUGCUUGAAACUUCUCAGGAUGUCUGCGAAGGGUGCUGUUAUCAGCCCUGAAACAGAGGGAAAAACUAAGAAUGAGUCCAGGAGGUACAGGAAAGAAUGAAAUGAGCAUCUCCCAAUGAAAAAUCCAGUUUCUUCAGCAACCUCCAGAAGGUGCUGAAAUACUUUGGCAUUUUCCAAGACUCUUUCACACCUUUCAAACAAGCUUGUCACAGUUUCUCGGAGCAUUAUGAAUUUGGUGAAGCUGCAUGUUCUGAGAUCCCAGCUCCUCUCUAGUUUCACCCAUGCUUUGCUUCAACUUGGCAUUCUCCAGUGUUCUGGUCGACGAGGAAAUGGCAUUAUCUCACUCUAAUUAAAUCAGCUUUUCAUCUUCAGCUGGAGUUUGCCUUGGUGUUGGCCACGUCUGCCUCCAUUGCUCCAGUCAGUGUGAUUAAAUCACUGUGCUCUCCACCAAGCAUCAUGCAGAGUGGUUGCUGUGCCUCGCUGGUGGAAUUGGUUUUUGAGGCCAUGAACCAGCUGGUGAUGCUGGGGGUUGCUUUUCUUCCACUGUGUGCUCGAUGCUCCAUCCAUCACUGCCCUGCAGUCCCAUCAGCCUCGUGCUUUCCAGGCGUGCUGAAAGGCAGAGUUUCCUCUUUCCUAUGAAGGAGAACAGCCCCACUGAUGGGACACUGCUGCUCUGCUCUCACCAUGAGCCGUGUGUGCUUCCUUCCCAGAAUGUCACAUUCUGGCCCCAGUGUGUGCCAUGCAGAGCAAAGCCCCACGUCCACAAACGUGUCAGAGGACAGACAGGCACCAGAUGAAAGCAGCUCCCCGUGCUUGCAGGGUAUUUUUUCCCAGUGACAUCUCCCGAGGAACGUGCUCAGUAAUAGCUCAGCAUCCCCAGCAGGGGAGGGGACAAGAGGUGACGAGCCAAGCUGCUCUAUUUCUGCAGGUUCCUGGCCACCAUCACAUUAACUCUUUGCACACAGAUGCUUGCAGGGAGCCUUGCACCACAGCAGCCCUGCAGCAGGUGGCAUCGAGGUGUGCUCAUGGGCUGCCUCAGCCCCAACAGAAAUUUCUCAGUUGGAAGGAGCUGCACUGAUGGGUUGGGAAGGAGGGGAAGAGCUCUUCCCGCAGCCCACAGGCACUGUCACAUGCUCGAGAUAGGCUCCUGGAGGAUGUGAUUCAGAAAUAAGUUGAUGUGUGUUAUUUUCCUUUGAUUCAUAAGCAAAACCCAAGAGGGAGUGAGGGCUCCAGCAUGGAUUUGCUGGCCCAGCAUGGCAGUGUGGGUGUCAGAUGGGCACAGACCGGGUGUGCAGCUCAGUUUGUGGAUCUGGAGAACCACAGCCAACAAGCACAAAGUUCUGCUUGCUGCCUCACGAAGCCAAGAACCACCUUUAAUUUAGCACUCAAGCUCUCCUGUACGCUUUGGAUAAGGCUUUUAAAGAGACGUGGGUGCUAUUUCAUAGUGUUACCUGUACUAACAUUGCCCUUUAUAACUCCUCAUUCCUAUGGGUAAGCAGCACCGGAUCCAGGAGAUGUACCCGUUUUGCUGCUUGGUGCCACGCUCACCCUCCCCACCUCCCUCUGCAGGACCCCAGGGCUGCAGUGCUGCUGUGCUGGGGCUGAUGCCACCACUGCUGUGUGCAGCUCAGGGACGGGCACUGCUGUCACCUGCUCUGAGCGCGGGGUCUGCGAUGCGAUGCGGGAUGACACGGCAGAAAGACGUGCUGUAUUUAGGGCACGCUCAGCGCCGGGGGCAGGGGGAUGGGAAUUCAUUAGCAGUGCAGUGUCUCUUUUAAUCAGAAGGCAGGUGCUGCUCGGCUGGGGCUGGAGGCAGGGCAGCCAUGGAUGCCAUGCAGGGGCAUGUGCUGAGCCAGGGGAGGGGCUGGGGGUGUUUGCAAGGCGUUCGCAUCAGGGAGAGGGAAAUGUUAUUGAGGGUGCCCCAGUGGGGAGGAGACACAGAACAGAGCAGGCCAGGAGGGAUCCAGGUUGUGACCUUUGCAGGGAAGUCAGUGAGUGAUGCCCAGUUUGGAGGCUGCACCGACUGCCACGGGAGCACUGUGAUCACUCCCAGCACUGAUGCUCUCUUCUGGUGAUGAUGCUCUGAUAUUCAAAUGUGAAUUACACUACUACAAAAAAAAAAAAAAAAGAAAAAAAAAAGCCAAACUACAUUUCCCAGUUUCCCUUGCAGCUCUAGGAAAUAAGCUAUUGGAAGAUUUAAAUAGACCAGGCCAGAAGCAACCAACCUUUGGCACAAAGCAUUUCCCUCCUCUUCUUCCAAUCUAUUGGCUGUUUAACCUUUUUCCCUGGCACUGGAGUGGCUGCCAAGCCUGGCAUUAAUUUUCCUUCCAAGCUUGCUAGGCCCAUGAAGUAAACAGCCAUGUGCAUUCCUUACUCUAUAUUUAACAGCUGCAGACUGUGCUGGGGGCAACUGCAACAGAGGGGAACCUUUGUAGCUUCCCAAAUUCACGGCUCGUGAGGGUGGGCGUGGGGAAGAUUUCUGCAGGGAGAAGAGGGAUUUCUCUCCUUCCCGGUAUUUACAAAGCAGUUCAGUUAGAGAAAGACUGCAAUGCCAGCAUCCCAGACUCGGUCCAGAGCGCGAGACAGGAACAAUGUCCUCAACAGGGCUGAGUUCCUCUCCUUGAACCAGCCCCCGAAAGGGACCCAGGAGAGCAGGAGCUCGGGCAGGAAGCAGAGCGGCCAAACGGCGGCGGCCGGAACCCAGAACAGCAACCCCAAGGAGCGGAGGCAAUCGCAGCAGCUGCCCGAAGAGGAUUGCAUGCAGCUCAACCCCUCCUUCAAGGGAAUCGCCUUCAACUCCCUGCUGGCCAUCGAUAUCUGCAUGUCCAAGAGGCUGGGGGUGUGUGCCAACAGAGCCUCGUCCUGGGGGGGUGCCCGCUCCAUGAUCAACCUGCUGGGGAUAACGGGGCACGGCAUCCCAUGGAUCGCGGGCACGCUCAUCUGCCUGGUGAAGAGCAGCACGCUGGCGGGCCAGGAGGUCCUCAUGAACCUGCUGCUAGCCCUGCUGUUGGACAUCAUGAUCGUGGCCGGGUUGCAGAAGUUGGCCAAGCGCAAGGGUCCGUAUGACAUCAGCCCCGGGCUCUUGGACUACCUGACCAUGGAUACCUACGCGUUCCCAGCCGGGCACGCCAGCCGUGCCGCCAUGCUCUCCAAAUUCCUACUCAACCACCUGGUCCUGGCCAUCCCACUCCGCAUCCUGCUGGUGCUUUGGGCUUUCUGCGUUGGUUUUUCCCGCGUUAUGAUCGGUCGGCACCACAUCACAGACGUGCUCUCCGGCUUUGUGUUCGGCUACCUGCAGUUUAGGCUGGUGGAGUUGAUAUGGAUGUCUUCCAACACGUGUCAGAUGUUGAUAUCCAUCUGGUGAAUGCGGGGGACUCGAUGCCUUUCCACCCAAAACCAGCAGAUACUUUGAGUCCCCCCUAUUUUUUAUUUUUUACCUAUUGUUUGUUGGAAACACUUGUAACUUCCAUGAGUAGUGGCGUUUUUUAAUGUUGCUUCCCUGCCUGGAAAAGAAAAUGCCUUGCAACGGAUUGGGUUUUAGCACCCAAUGUUGUUGGCCAUGUUCUCAAACUGUAUUUGGACAGCAAUCAAAUUAAGCUUCACAGGUGAGAGAAAUGAGCUCCACCUGCCUCAUCGGAAUGGUUCACCUCUCACCUGGGUUUGUCCUCAGCGUGGGCAGCACCUUCCUGAGGACUCAGCUGUUAACUUUCUGGAGGCUAAAGGAUUUUGGCCACAGUGCUUUUUCUUUUUGUAAGCCAAGCGACUGUGUCUUGUGCAGAGUCAGGACACUGCUGGGGUUUCACAGAUAAUAAAUAAUGGUGACAA